This is a messenger RNA of Tribolium castaneum (red flour beetle), 1603 nucleotides long. RefSeq names its product rush hour (gene rush). The coding region runs from base 222 to 1025 and encodes 267 amino acids. NCBI's taxonomy places the organism in Eukaryota, Metazoa, Arthropoda, Insecta, Coleoptera, Tenebrionidae. Gene Ontology annotation, biological process: endosome to lysosome transport; endosome organization. Gene Ontology annotation, molecular function: phosphatidylinositol binding; metal ion binding. Gene Ontology annotation, cellular component: early endosome. The record is from RefSeq and is a predicted model, not a curated record. The transcript is spliced from 7 exons.
CCCCACGGUUAAAGUUUACAAUUAAAUUUUUAUUUUAUUUAAUUUUGGCUGAUUAUACGAUAAUGAAAGUACUUAGCCCUCCAGGAACCCCCCUGAAGUGCUAUUUUUAAGUGGGGCAUUUUUAUUAUUAUGAAGGCGUUCUUGUCAAUUUGACAACUGACGGUUGUCAGUUUGGGAAAGUGGGUAGUGGUGUUUUGUGAAAAUCGUGGAAAGCGCUAGAAAUGGUGGAUAAAUUAGUGAACAGUGAAGCCAACACCAGGCGAAUAGCCACCGUAGAGAGCUGUUUCGGAAAUUCCGGACAGCCCCUGGAGGUCCCGGGGCGUGUCCUAGUCGGCGAAGGUGUCCUAGUUAAAAUGUGCCGAAAGAAACCGAAAACCCGACAGUUUUUUCUAUUCAACGACAUCUUAGUCUACGGCAACAUCAUAAUAAACAAGAAGAAAUACAACAAGCAACAUAUCAUUCCCUUAGAAGAAGUCAAAUUGGAAAAUCUCGAAGAUGACAAUCAAUUCCGGAACGGCUGGCUGAUCCGGACCGCCUCCAAGUCGUUCGCCGUCUACGCCGCCACGGCCGUGGAGAAGCAAGAGUGGAUGGCGCACAUAAACAAGUGCAUUGAAGACCUGCUGCGGAAAAGCGGGAAAAAGGCAGUGGAAGAGCACGCAGCUGUGUGGGUGCCCGACGGCGAGGCCCCCGUGUGUAUGCAUUGCAAAAAGACACAGUUCACUCUAAUCAACCGGAGGCACCACUGUCGCAAGUGCGGGGCCGUGGUGUGCGGCCCCUGCUCCAACAAAAGAUUUCUUCUGCCCAAUCAAAGCUCCAAGCCUUUGCGGGUGUGUCUGCACUGCUACGAUGUGCUCACGUCGGCCGCUAAAAACCACAAUUCAGCCACAGACAAUUCACACAAAGAUCGAAAUAAUGCUGAUUCAUCAGGAGAGGAAGACUCGGAUGACGACGAUGAGACCAACAGAGGUCAACCGGAAUCCCACGAUUUGUUUCAGAGCCACUGCCUCGGUUACACUUGUUCCUAAAUUUUACGGCGACAGCGAAAGAACCGAUGAUCUACACUGAAAUGCACUUCCAGUCGGUAUAACCCCACAGAAAUAACAAUAGUGUAAAAAUAUAUUUUUAAUAUGAACUCAUGGUAAUUGUGUAUUCGGUAGAAUAUAUGUAGAUAUUGAGAAUUGUACGUCAAUUUCCUCUUAUACAUGAAAUAUGUGUAUUUCGAUGCAAAACUUUUGAUAAUAACCAACAAUGUUUGCUCAAAUAUUCGAUCUAUUUGUCAUUUUAUACUUCUUGAUAUUUACAUAAUAUCGAUCCGGAAUUAUUUUUAUUGUAAGAAUUUAAGUUAUAACUGUAGUUUUAAUGGUGGAUAAGGACUUGUCCAAGAAAAUAAUCAAAGCAUGUACAUUUUAGCAACUGUGAUAUAGUUGGCCUAUUUAACGGAAGUUCUAAGGGAAGAGGGUGUAAAAUUCAGUAACUUUUUCAGCAUAGGCAUUAUUGGACUGACAGUUAUUACGUCCAGUAGUGCACCCUCAGAUUAAGUUAUCAUCACAGUACACAAUUGUUGAGAAAUUAUACGCAAUUAAACCAUUUAUAUUAUUUAAAA